AUCACCGCCUGCGUUGCGGGGUCCCCCAAGCGUGCUGCAGCAAAGAAGACCAGCGCGAAGGGCCACCGCUUCGACGAACUGUACGCGCUGCAUGCGCGAAAGAAGCUCGACAUGGAAAGGCGCCGGAAGUACGAGGAAGAGAUGGAGCGGCAGAGACUCGAGGCUGAAGUCGCGCGCCGGCGCAUCCAGCACGGAGUCCAGCGGCGCGAUGAGAAGGCCGACGACGUGUGCACCAGGCUGUACGCGCAGCAUUUCGAGGCAGAGAUGCGGUUGAAAGAGCUGCAGGCGACCCACGACCGGGAGCAGGUCAACAAGGUGGAGGAGAGCCGGAGCAGGAGGAUCCCGAAGUCCUCCUCGACGCCGUCGCUGCGCGCGCAGGAGGCCACUGCGGAACGCCUCCAUGGACACGCCGAAAGGCGGAAGCAAUGGAUUGAGCAAGAGCUGAAGGCGAAG
Molecule: messenger RNA, 453 nt
Organism: Prorocentrum cordatum
Lineage: Eukaryota; Dinophyceae; Prorocentrales; Prorocentraceae
Source: the annotation of a GenBank genome assembly